CCCAUAAUCAAAUGAAGUCAAGUCAACAUCAUUUAGCCUCGCGUAGUUAGUCGGCGGCUCGCAAGUCAAAUGUCCGACUCGCAAAUGGGGCCCCUGAAGGCGUCAGCAGCGACCUGACGUGUUUUUGUUCUCGUCCUCCAUUAGCCGCCUCGCUGCCUUCCAUCUUCGGCAAGUUGGGCUUUCGGUGGCUCAUUCCACGGACGCAGCGGUGCGACGCGCUAGUCCCGUUCGGAGGGGUCGGGAAGAACAAAAAGACGACGACGUUUGAGGCCACUUCGACCGAAGCGUGACGUUUUCUGCCCUUUUCUUUUCUUUGGUCGUCGAGCGCACAAUAUGGAGCCAAUGACUCAGUCUGCCCAAAUAUCCUCGUCGCAGGGACUCGCCGAUGGACAAAAUUCUGCGUCGAAAGAACCGAGACCAUCCGAUUCCUUUCUUUCCUCCUCGCCUGUAUCUCUCAUACAGUCGUCACAAGAGAAAAAGGCGGUGCUGGGUUCCAGUAGGCCCGGUGACGAAGGGGUCGCCACGUCCCUUCGCUUUUCCUCUCAGCCGGGUUCCUUUUCGCCUGAUAAUUACGGAGGCGAGGCGCAGCCCGAUUCGCCGGUAAAGAUGUCUCCCGUUUCUGAGCGCAUAAAGGCUCUGGAAGCCCUUGCCGGCAAAAAGCAGGCAGAUUUUCGAAGCGACUGUUGCUCGCACCUCAAGGACCGCCACCACGACAAAUCUCCCAAGCAGUGCAUGGAGAAAAAUAAGCCAGCCUUUCACACCAAAACAGGCUCUCCUGAUCUCGAUUCACCCGAAUCGCCCUUUGAGGUACUUGGAGAGUUCAGACAAAUGAAUGAAUUUGAAGAAACAGAAGCUUGGAUGAAGGCUCAUCUACCGCCAGUGCCAGACUUGCACGCCGCAGGCUUCGUCAAAGGGGCCGAUUCUUUCCAAUGUAAGCCAACCGAGGAAAAUGCUGCACUUCCUGCUCUUGCUGGUGUCCGCAACGAUGCUUCAAAAGUGAAGGCUCCACAGAAAGAAGGCAGUGUUGAGGAAGCGGACUUUGACCUGAACUUUCUGCCGACAGCCUACAUGUGGACUCGGCAGGACAACUCCGGUGUCCGAGCUCCGUCGCGGCUCGAUUCGGAGCACGAGGCUUUACCUCAGCCUCUUUCCGGCUUUGAAUCCCCGUCCCCUCCGAACGACGACACCCUGGACGCUCCGGAUGACGAGCGGACCGCUUGGACUGGAGAUCUCGAGUCGGCAGAGGCUAAGGAAGUGGAUAGCUCAGGGGAGUCUGAAGAAACGGUCAUUGAAGACGGUUUCACCGCUGUUGGCCCCUCCCCCAAAUCGGAUUGGCCACCAUCCAGUGACAUCACCACCUCUCCCGCCACCUCAACCCCUGACGCAGAAAGGGUGACGCCACCAGUAAGGUCAGAAAGGAAGCUAAUGCAGGUUCCCACGAUCAAUGUCAUUGAAACCGACGAGCCAAACUGCAGCGAUGAUGAGAUGGAAAUGGAGUUUGAGGAAGAAGACGACGAGGUUGUGAACGAGGGAGCAAAACCCGCAGAGACGCCGCCAGAGGAUAGCAAUGAAGCAUCUAAGAGACGGCCUGUAGAAACUGAAUUCAUGGAAGGCUAUUCUCCUCCUUCCUCUCCCGUCGAAUCGGAUGAGGAAUACGCUCCUCAAGACACGAUCCUCAAUCCUCAAGCAGAUGCGUUCCUGGAGAAAUCAUCAGAACUUAACGACUCCGGAUUGGAUUUGUCCCCGGACGCAAACAAAGACAUUAGCUCACCCGGCAAUGAGGAUGAAUGGUCAGAUGAAGCGCGACAAACCGUGGCUGGACAAGACCGAGCUGAUUUUAGUGCCCCGGACAACGACAAGGACGUGGUUGCCUUCUCUAGGAAUAGCAUUAUGCGAGGCGAUACUUACGAGGGACAGUCGUUUGAGUACGAGCAGCCGUCUCCCUUCUGUGAGAUUGAGGUCACCCCAAAAGGAGCCAAAGACCACUUUCUUUUGGACUCUUCUGAAGUUGAUACUGAAACCCAGGAACCGUUGCCAAAUCGUAACGACGCAAACGCGUCUGCGAGCCAUCGUUUUCCCCCGAACCCAUCUGACAUUUCAGAUGCAAUGGCUUCAGAAAACGGCUCCGCUUCCGAGCGUGUCGAUAGUUUUGUGGAGUUCAUGAGAGAAUGCCUCAAAUCCAGGGAAGGUGAAGGACCAGAGGCCUCUCCGAGCGACGAGUACGGUCCGCAGUCCCCUCCGACCGUGCUGAUGGAUCCGGAACGGGAGCGGCUUACGAUCAGUGCUCUCAAACAGUUGGGCGGCAGUCAAGAGGCAGACGAGGAAACGCUGGCUCCUCCAUCCAAGACUCCGCAAAAUGCUAACGCCGCAUGCAUCCAGCGAGCUUCCUUCACCCCGCCGACGAGCGCGCCGUGUUCCCAAAGCGACGUACUUGGCACCGAGCGCACAUAUUCUGAAGAUGUAGACGCCGUGGACAUAUGGGUCGCGGAGGCCUAUCAUCUCGCGCAGCAUGUCUUGACGGCAAUAUUAACCCACGUAUCAGUCAAGGAUCUGCUUCACUGGCGGGACCCCAAGAAGUCGGGCGUGGUGUUCGGUGUGUCCAUGCUGCUGCUGCUGUCGCUGGCCGCCUUCAGCGUCAUCAGCGUGGUGUCCUACCUGCUGCUGGCGCUGCUCUGCGUCACCAUCACCUUCCGCAUCUACAAGUCGGUCGUGCAGGCCGUGCAGAAGUCCAGCGACGGCCACCCCUUCAAAUCGCUGAUCGAGAAGGAUGUCAGCAUUCCCCCCGAGAACUUCCGCAAGCACGUGGACACCAGCCUGACCUACAUUAACCGAGCCCUCAAGUACAUGAGCCGCCUCUUCCUGGUCGAGGACCUCGUGGACUCCCUAAAAUUGGCCGUGGUCAUGUGGCUGCUGACCUACGUGGGUGCCGUCUUCAACGGCAUCACCAUCCUCAUCCUCGCGGACAUCUUGCUCUUUGCCGUGCCGCCCGUCUACGAGAAGAACAAGACGCAGAUCGACCAGUACGUGGACCUGGCUCGCAGCCAAAUCAACACCACGAUCGCCAAGUUGCAAGAGAAACUCCCCGGCGCCGUGAAGCGCAGCAAAGCCGAAUGAUGCAUUUCGAAACGCACACGAAGAAAAGAAGAACAUCCUCCCAGUCAUCUCCAUCGUAGACUCCCCGAGCACCACCCGUCGACACUGAACCUUACUAGGUAGAACGCAAAUCUCUAUUUAAUGUCAAAACUACUGCGCUUUUGUAGCAGAGCGUGAACUAGACUGAAUCUCGGGCCAGCUUCCAAGGGCGCAUGCGAGCAAAAUGUCUGUACGCAACGCACGCCAUUCCCCUCGCCUUCCGAAAGUCCCGCCUAUUCCUCCCCAGCGUCGCGCCGCAUAGAUUGUGUCCUCAAUUGUAUUUAUUUAUUUUAUUUUUUAUUUUUUUCUUUCGUAGAAGCGGGUUUGCCUGUCGUCCGCGCAUUUCUGCACUGAUUGUUUUUUUUUUUUUUUUUUUUUUUUUUUUUCUGAUAUCGCCGAAGAGCGGCCUGAAAUCGCAACGAUAAAAAGCUUUUGCAGCACUCGCCGUUUUAGUCUAGUUCACACGGGCCGCACUAGUAUGGCGAGCCGUUUGAGUGUUUAUUCCAUAGCCUACUAGUGCGAUGACUUGUCUGUGUACUAGUACACUCUUUUGCCUCACUGGGAAGACAAUUCAGCACACUAGUAGAAUGUGUUAUUUUUUCCCCAUUGUGUGACAUUUCUGUACACUGGUAGCAUGUCAAGGGCACACUACUAGAAAAACUAGGCUGCACUAGUAGAACUUUCUUACUAGUGACAUUUCUUCCAGUACUGUGACAUUUCUGUGCAGUUGUAGAAAAAACAGGGCCACACUAGUAGAACAUGUUUCUAGUGUGGCAAAACUGCUCCAGUUGACAGCGGUGUGCUAGUACUACUAUUACAAGUGACAUAAGAGCCUACUAGUUAACGUUUAGCACUUCGCUAGUCAUAACAGUAGCGAGGAGAUAUUUGAGCAUUCAUUCAAUAGCCUACUAGUGCGCUGAAUUGUCCAUGCACUAAUACACUGCCCUCUCUAGUAAGACAAUUCAGUGUACUAGUAGAAGGACUAGGGCGCACUAGCUGAAGGACUUUCUUGUUAGUGAAAUUUUGUUCCCACUACUGCGCACUAUUAAAAAGACUGGUGCACUAGUGAGCUAAAACUGCACUAGAUGACAUCUGUGCAAUAGCAAUACUACUAGUGAAGCGCUAGAUGUUAACUAGUAGAAUCUUAUGUCAUUAAAAGCACCUAGUUGUCAACUUGUGCAGUUUUGCCUCACUAUUGCCCCCUAGUUGUUCAACUAGUGCACUGAAUUGUAUUCCUAAGUGAGGACAAAGUGUGCACUAGAACAUGCACAAUUCAGCACACUAGUAGGGUUUUGGGUAAAGCCUCCAAAGCCUUGUCAUUCUCACUAGUAGCAUGUAGUUGUUGCACAAGUGCGCAGACAUCUCACACAGUUGUGAAAAUAUGUUCUAGUAGUGUACUGAAUUGUCUUGAAGAGUGUACUAGUUGAAUAAAUGCUCAAACGUUUUUGCGUACACGUACGUGCAUGUAUAUACACUUACUAAUACUACUACAGUAAUUCUGAAGAGGUGACAAUUAAGUCAUUGCAAUUUGAAGAUGCGAUUCUCGUGCGUGUAGCUUUUGGAGUUUUGUUUUUUUGUUGUUGUUUUUGUCCCUUUUUUUUUUCAGGACUGGCGUAGUUCUCACCGAUAUUCCAAGUUGCGUUGCGUUAGUCGCGUUUGUAUUAGCAGUGGCGUCUUGACGGCCGCGCGCUGGAGGAGCUCCAGCUUUGCUGAAGGAAAAUGAGACGCUGGGCUUGGUGGUUCCGUUUCCGCCACGUUUGCUGACUUUGACGGGUCCGACAUUCCGCGCUACCGCGGAUGUCUUGUCAGACCGUCGCCCCCUCGCACCCCCUUUCCUGCUAUCGUGUCGUUUGGCUCAGUUCAAGCACUAGUUCCCGAAGGCUUUCUAUGUUUCUCCUUUUUUGGACGAUAUCAUGAAUGAGGCCGCGUUGCGCAAAGCAUGCUGAUUUUCAUCGGGUAUGGGAGUGUGUGUGUGUGUGUGUGUGUGAGACAGGAGUGUCGUGUUUGUUCUUUUAUUGCUCUUGAUGUCGUUCUCUUAACAUGUUCCGUUUAGCUAUUAUGGUUCUACUUUUUUUUCCGUGAGUGAUGUCACAGGAGAGAGAAAAUAAAUGGAGGGGAGGGGGGGGAAAACAAAUAUGUGGUCUCUGUACUCAUGUUCCAGUGAAAUGAAUAAAAACACGUCAAAAGGA
Phyllopteryx taeniolatus (common seadragon) is the source of this 5321-nucleotide messenger RNA. It is a transcript of the gene rtn3, whose product is annotated as reticulon 3. Gene Ontology annotation, biological process: endoplasmic reticulum tubular network formation; brain development; neuron differentiation. The coding region runs from base 334 to 3114 and encodes 926 amino acids. The transcript is spliced from 9 exons. Gene Ontology annotation, cellular component: postsynaptic density; neuron projection. NCBI's taxonomy places the organism in Eukaryota, Metazoa, Chordata, Actinopteri, Syngnathiformes, Syngnathidae. The record is from RefSeq and is a predicted model, not a curated record.